Molecule: messenger RNA, 825 nt
Organism: Mesorhabditis belari
Lineage: Eukaryota; Metazoa; Nematoda; Chromadorea; Rhabditida; Rhabditidae
Source: the annotation of a GenBank genome assembly
AUGGAAGCCCAAGAAAUUCGUAGUUCGGAAACUCGCCUCGACGUUGCUGUUCUCCCGGAUGUUCCCUUUCUUCGGGUACUAAAUUACUUGUCAGGAUUACAAAUUGAAAAAUGUCGGGGAAUUUCGCGUCUCUUUCAACAACGUAUUGAUGUGAAUCGGAAAUCGCUGCCCACCGUACAAGUUUAUUCUCUGACGAUUGACCAGAUGAAGGUCAACCCUGAACCUCUUACUAAUAAUCAUAACGAGGUUGAACCAACUAUCUUUAUCGCGAUUGAAAAAGGAAUGUCCAUUAAAACUCUCCAUUUGAAGCUUGAGUAUUUCGACGUCGCCACGUUUCAUCAAUUGCUGAAGAAGUUUGAGGAAUGCAAACUUGAACCAGAGAACUUCGGAUUGACGAUUCUUGGUGAAACUACCCUGUUGACGUCGUCGUUCUGGCAAGACAAAUGCAUUCGAGAUCGUCGGGGGCUGGCGAUUUGUGCGAGCAAUUUGUCCUUUGAUGACCAGGUGCUGUUGAAUUUUGCCUCUCCGAAUUUCAUGCUGAGCGAUGUGACUGCUUGUACAUUUGCCGGAAUCGCCUCAUUUCUUAACGAAUGGGGAGCUGGAAUCCGAGAAGUGACAAAGAUACGACUAUGGGUUCGAUCUGACCUGAACAUCAGAGAGUUCUUUGCCAUGUUGUCUUGGAAUGUCAAGUUUGAAACGAAGUUGUUAGGAAUUCUCUCGGGAAGAAGCUCCACCUAUGGAUCGAACAAGAGGAGGCUAUGGAAUUUUGUUUUGAGAUGCUGGAGGACUACGACAACGACUACCUCGAUUAUUCGUGGGCCCCCA